Messenger RNA from Musa acuminata AAA Group (dessert banana), 680 nucleotides. RefSeq lists its product as uncharacterized. The transcript has 4 exons. The record is from RefSeq and is a predicted model, not a curated record. Gene Ontology annotation, molecular function: calcium ion binding; enzyme regulator activity. NCBI's taxonomy places the organism in Eukaryota, Viridiplantae, Streptophyta, Magnoliopsida, Zingiberales, Musaceae. Bases 141 to 635 code for a protein of 164 amino acids.
CUUGGAAGUUGUACUGAGAAGACAUGUCAAGAAAGUCAACACAGAGCCUAUAAGAAGGCCUGUGUUUGUCAUCCGUCAUGGCCAUCAUCCAUCGUCUCUUGUUGCUCCUCACCACCCUGCUUGCUUCUGACUUGUAAAAAAUGCACGGUUUCAUGGAUCUCACAGAUGAGCACAAGGAGGUCUUCUCCCUUUUCGACAAGGAUGGAGAUGGUCACAUCACGCUCGAAGAACUGCGCACCAUCAUCCGAUCAUUAGGCCGAGAACCAACUCUGCAAGAGCUGCAGGAUAUGAUCAGGGAGGUCGAUGUGGAUGGUAAUGGCACCAUAGAGUUUGAUGAAUUCUUGAACGUGAUGGCUAUGAGAACGAAGGAGGCUACUGAGGCUGAGGCUGAAGAAGAACUGCGAGAAGCCUUCAAGGUUUUCGAUAUAGACAACAAUGGAUACAUCUCACCCAGCGAGCUUAUGAGCGUGAUGACUAAUCUGGGAGAGGAAGUAACAAAGGAGAUUGCCGCAGAGAUGAUCAUGGAGGUUGACGCUGAUGGUGACGGGCAGGUGGAUUUCAAGGAAUUCUCCACCUUGAUGAUGGCUAUCGGAACUACACCGACGAAUUCCUUUUCUUCAUUGUACAUAAACUGAAUCAAAUACAUGUUGAUGAUCUCUCUCGUUUGAUACAGCACAAAA